Durotheca rogersii is the source of this 243-nucleotide messenger RNA. RefSeq names its product cytochrome c oxidase biogenesis protein Cmc1-like protein. The record is from RefSeq and is a predicted model, not a curated record. The transcript has 2 exons. Lineage: Eukaryota; Fungi; Ascomycota; Sordariomycetes; Xylariales; Xylariaceae. Bases 1 to 243 code for a protein of 80 amino acids.
AUGCAUCCGCACUUACAUACCAAGGACAACAUCGCCUGCGAGGAGGUCAUGACCGCCCUCGAAGAAUGCCACGCCAGGGGUUUUCUUUGGAAGUCGCUGGGCAUGUGCAGCGACGCCAAAAACCAAGUUACGCUAUGCCUACGAGCGGAGCGACUGAAGCGCAUUGCGCUGAACCGAGAGGCCGCCAAGGCCAAGCGCGAAAAGAUCAAGAAGACUUGGGCGGAUAUUGACGAGAACUCGUGA